Callithrix jacchus (white-tufted-ear marmoset) is the source of this 22644-nucleotide messenger RNA. It is a transcript of the gene NOC3L, whose product is annotated as NOC3 like DNA replication regulator. Gene Ontology annotation, biological process: DNA replication initiation. Gene Ontology annotation, cellular component: nucleolus. The record is from RefSeq and is a predicted model, not a curated record. NCBI's taxonomy places the organism in Eukaryota, Metazoa, Chordata, Mammalia, Primates, Cebidae. Gene Ontology annotation, molecular function: chromatin binding.
AGUCCUGAUCAUCUGACCAGAGUGCACUGCAGCCUCGAACUCCUGUGCUCAAGCCAUCCUCCUGCCUCAGCCUCCCUAGUAACUGGUACUACAAGCAUGUCGCAUCACCUGGCUAUUUCCCACCUUUCAACUGUAAAAGUUUCUGUCUUAUCUGUCUCACUCUGUUGACCAGGCUGGAAUGCAGUGGCACAAUCUUGGCUGACUACAACCUCUGCCUCUUAGGUACCAGCGAUUCUCAUGCCUCAGCCCCCAAAGUAACUGAGAUUACAAGCGUGCACCACCACACCCAGGAAUUUUGAAAGACCAUGAAUAAAUAAAGAAUGGCUCUGAACAAUCAUUGACUGUAUGGAGGAAAAGGACUACGAAAAUCAUCUGUAACAAUGAGAUAAGCAACGUGAGGAGAGGCACAAAAUGCAGUGAGCUAACUGAAAAAACCAAGUCCUCUCACUCUGAGAGGAGGAGCCCGAUUUCCCAUUAAAAGAAAUAAACGGGGCGAGAGUCAAAUAAUUAUACUCUGCGAACUUUUUAAGGGGCCGCCGCUUCCGACCGGCCUCCCACCUUCAGCCCCAACGGCCCUCUGUACUUUGCGUGUGCCAGUCGGCGAGCGCACGCCGAGGCGCAACCGGCCCGGGGCCGCGAGACUUCACCGCGAGAGGGCGCGAGCCCGAACCUCCCUACGGAAGUCCCGCCCUCACUUCCGGCGGCGGAGGAUUGGGUGGGGCUGAAGGUCACUUCCGGCUCGGGAAGUGCAGUGGCUUCGGCGCGUGUGUCAUUCCACGGGAUUUCGGUAUUAAACCUGCCUCUGGUGAACUUGUCUGGCUGGACUCCUUUAAGGCCUAAGGAUGAAGGUGAGAAGAAAUAAAAAACAGAUUCCAAGCUUCCGCAAGUUGAUAAAAACUAGUAAAGUCAAACUUGAAAACAAGCUAAAAAAUAAGCAGUUUAAACAACAAAGCACUCUCAAGAAGUACCGAAAAGAACAGAGGAAACUAAGGCAAGCUGUGAAAGAUGCUGUGUCUAAGAAACCCAUUCCACUGGAGGACCCAAGGGAAAAGCAACCAGGUAAAAGGAUUGAGAGGGAAGAAGAGGAAGAAGAAGCCCUUCCUUUAGAUAUGAUGGAUGAAGAUGACUUACAGUUAAUGAAGGACUUAGGACAAAGACCAUCUUUUUUAACAAGAGAUCUUUCUUCUAGUGAGCCUGUUCAUGCGAAGAAACGGAAGCAUGAACGCAUUAUAGAUAAAUAUGAAAAAAUACCAAGAACUCUGCAAACUGCACCAGAGAAGGAACUGAUUCACUUGCUUCCUAUCAAAGAUAAAAGUGGUAUAAUCCCACAGACUAGAGAGAAGCCAGUUACUGAUAGUAACAAAGAUGAAGAGGAUCAAGAAGCAGCGAGGGAACUUGAGGAAGAGAUCAUUGAAGAUCCUAUUCGAGAGCUGACCGUAGAAGAACAUUUGAUUGAGAGAAAGAAGAAACUACAGGAGAAGAAGAUGCAUAUUGCAGCCUUGGCAUCUGCCAUAUUAUCAGAUCCAGAAAGUAAUAUUAAAAAACUGAAAGAAUUACGUUCUAUGCUGAUGGAACAAGAUCCUGAUGUGGCUGUUACUGUUCGAAAGCUGGUCAUUGUUUCUCUGAUGGAAUUAUUUAAAGAUAUUACACCUUCAUAUAAAAUCCGUCCCCUCACACAAGUAGAAAAAUCUACUAAGAUCCGAAAAGAAACCCAGAAGUUAAGAGAAUUUGAAGAAGGCCUGGUUAGCCAAUACAAAUUUUAUUUGGAAAAUCUGGAACAAAUGGUUAAAGAUUGGAAGCAGAGAAAGCUGAAGAAAAGUAAUGUAGUUUCCUUAAAGGCAUACAAAGGACUGGCAGAAGUUGCUGUGAAGAGCUUGUGUGAGCUGUUGGUGGCACUACCUCAUUUUAACUUUCACAACAACAUCAUCGUAUUGAUUGUCCCUCUUAUGAAUGACGUGUCAAAAUUGAUAUCUGAAAUGUGUUGUGAAGCUGUAAAGAAACUCUUUAAACAAGAUAAAUUAGGCCAAGCUUCUCUCGGUGUAGUUAAAGUGAUUUCUGGUUUUGUGAAGGGCAGAAAUUAUGAAGUUAGGCCAGAGAUGUUAAAAACAUUUUUAUGCCUAAGAAUCAAGGAAGUAGAAGUGAAAAAAGAUACAGAAGACAUUAAUAAACCAAAAAAAUUUAUGACUUUCAAAGAAAAGAGAAAAACUCUAUCAAGAAUGCAGAGAAAGUGGAAGAAAGCAGAAGAGAAACUAGAGCGAGAGCUUCGAGAGGCAGAAGCUUCAGAGAGUACUGAGAAAAAAUUUAAACUGCACACAGAGACUCUGAAUAUUGUGUUUGUAACCUACUUCAGAAUAUUGAAGAAGGCCCAGAGGUCACCUCUCCUGCCAGCAGUUCUAGAAGGUCUUGCCAAGUUUGCUCACCUUAUAAAUGUGGAGUUUUUUGAUGAUUUAUUAGUAGUUCUUCAUACUCUCAUUGAGUCUGGUGACCUAAGCUAUCAAGAAAGUCUUCACUGUGUCCAAACUGCUUUUCAUAUUCUUUCUGGACAAGGUGACGUUCUGAAUAUUGAUCCAAUGAAAUUCUACACACAUCUUUACAAAACACUGUUCAAGUUACAUGCAGGUGCUACCAAUGAAGGUGUUGAGAUUGUACUCCAGUGCCUUGAUGUCAUGCUAACUAAGCGCAGAAAGCAAGUUUCUCAGCAGCGAGCCCUUGCCUUCGUCAAACGCCUUUGUACCCUUGCUCUUCAUGUUCUUCCAAAUUCAAGUAUUGGCAUUUUAGCAACUACCAGAAUAUUAAUGCAUACUUUCCCCAAAACAGAUCUACUGCUUGACAGUGAAUCUCAGGGAAGUGGAGUUUUCCUCCCUGAACUGGAUGAGCCUGAGUACUGCAACGCUCAGAACACUGCUUUAUGGGAACUGUAUGCACUGCGGAGGCACUAUCAUCCCAUAGUGCAGAAAUUGGCAGCUCACCUGAUCGCUGGAGCACCUUCUGAAGGCUGUGAAGCACUCAAACCAGAGUUGAGUCGAAGGGCCAGAAGGAAAGAUCUUGUUGGCUUAGUGGUUUGAGAGUGAAACAGAGAGCACAGAAUCGUGAUGCUGCCCUCUGCCGGUGGUGCAGGAAAAAGGACGCAGCCUCAGACUACAAUUCCUGCCAAGAGCAUCAGCCACAAUAGAAACUAAAGGGUGAAAACAAGAUUUCUUUGCUGCAAUUUCAUCUCUUCUUCUAAAACUUGUCAUAGCAAUGACUCCCUGUAACUUCCCACACCUGCCUCUUCUUUCCUUAAGUGGUGGCUAACAGAAUCCCUUUCCUUCCUCAGUCCUUGCUAAGUGACUGAAUUCAGAAACUCCUGGACAAUAUUACAACAAUCUGUAUUAUUGGUCUCUGGAGCUCCAGGUUUAUUUUAGAAAGAAAAAUGUGGAAAAUCAUCCAAACAUUUUCCUGUGUACAGCAUAGGGAUCUGUUUCUCUUACCAUCAGAAAGGGAUUCAUAGUCAUAAUCAUAUUCGUCCUCCUCAUCUUCCUCUUCCUCAUUAUUGGCAGGUAGGGGGUUGGCAUUCCCACCAUUAUAAGCCUGUGCUUGCAUAGAUGCUAACUGAUGAGCCUGUAAAAUAGCAAUAAUUGUAAACUGCAGAUGCCAAGCUACCGAAUUCAUUUAUAACCUUCAAAACUACCCCUGAUGUUUAACACAAUCGCUAAAAGUAGCUUAACCUAUUUUGAUACAUUUGGGAGACAAGAAAAAAAUCUAGAUUCACUUGAAAUGCAAUGUCAACACUCAGGUGAAUGUUAGCAUUCCUACAGGAAGAAUCCUGGAGCUUUUAUACACGGUCUCCAGAAGACUGAAGUGCCCAGCUAGCCAGGUUCCCAGGGCAACCCCUCCAAGAGAAAGCUUUGGUGCUUUGGAGAACCAGCAUCAAUCCCAAAUGACUGAGGAAGUGAAUCACCCAUCAAUUUUUGAAAGUAUGUCUUUGUUAAUACACAAUUUUUUCCCCUUCUUAAAAUAGUAUCUACAGGCCCCUGACCUUGAGAACAAUGUUAGAAUCCUUAUGGACAAAGAGGCCUAAAGAAUUAUUGUUGGUUUAAAUAAAGUUUUUUCAGAAGACUAUCUGAACCAUAAAUCAGAUUAACAAAACAGGCCUGGAAGCUUUAGGAAGUUGAUGUGUGCAGCCAGGAAGGUCACAUACUCCAUGUUUACUGGAAUUACUGUGAAGUGACAAGCAUCAGGACAGGUCUGGGAAACUGCCUAGCUUAAGAAAAUCAUCUGAAACAUAGGAAAAGUUACUUGCAUGAACUAAAAGCAAGAAACAACCUAAAAGUCCAACAAUAGAGGAAUGGGGUCAGUAAGCAGUGGUUGUCUGCUUGAGAGAAUGAGACAUGAAAAAAUAAUUGAUACAUGUUUAUUGAACAAAGGAAUUGAACAAAUUCUUUUGUUCAAUACAUUUUUUCAUUCAAUAUUUAUAAAUUGAAUAUCAUAAUAUAUAGAUUACUUAUGCACAUAUACAUAGACAAUUCUGCAUGUGUAUGUGUGCAUAGGUAUGUGUGUGUGCUAAUAUAUACUAUAUAUAAAAUGUAUGUGUGGGCACACAGAUAUCUAUACACUAUGUAAAUAUACAUAUAAUUCUGUAUUCUUUGUUUUAUAUAUUGAACGUGCAAUUAUAUAAAGUGACAGUCAGAAAAGUGCUAGAUAGUAAAUGUUAAUACAGCCGGGGUUCUUCACUUGCUUUGCAUCAUAGACUUCCCUGGUUGUCUGGUGAGGUUGUAAAUGCAUAAAAUGAAAUGAUUAAAAGGAAAUACUGUUGAAUACACUUAUCACAUGUUAUAGGAACAAAUUUGUGCUAUUAGAAUAUAUGUGUUUCUUUAUUAACACAGUAGAAAACACAGUAGUAGGUCAAGUAACAUUUUUGAAAAUAUAAAUUGAGCAUAAAUAAUUCUUGGAGAUAUUAGUGACAACUGUGAAGUAUAAUGAAAAAGUUGCCAUUUCUAUUGGUGACGAUAGGUACUGCCUACAGUACUGUAGUUUAUUCCCUACAUUUAUAAUCAGAGGAAAUGCUAAAUUUCAGCUAGAAAUUAAUGAAAAUAAAGAUGUAAUUUUUUUUCCAUUUAUACCUACAGACUCCCUAAAUUCUAUUUGUGGAUAUUACCAAGGUUAAGAACUCAUGUAAUACAGGUGUGUUUGACCCUGGAAUUAUGUAUGUUUUAAAAUAAUUCUCUAUUCCCCAAUUUUUUGAAAUGUGGUUAUAUUACCUUUAUAAUAAAAAUGUAUACAUAAGGAAGAUACAAUUUAGGCUGUGUCCAUAUCCAGAUGAAACCUAUUCCAGAUAACUGGACAUUGUCUAAGCUGAGAUUUCUCAAAGUGGGUUUUAUGGAGCUCUGUAGGUGUUAAUAAGUGUUAUGGAAAAACUGACAAUCACAGGAACCACAAAACACAUUGAAUGCCUGGAAACAGCAGCUUAACCAAACCUGCACACAUUCCUACUGCAGGGUUUCACAUAGCCUUCAUUUAAUAUGCUAAAGGGCAUUGCGAGUCUUCAAAGAUCUCCAGUGCAACAUGUCUCAUGCUUAUUUAACCAGGGAGGAUUUUCUUCCCCAUCUUUCUCUUCUCAGAGUCUCUCAUAGCAUUCGUGUUCUUCCAAACUUUGGGAAAUCUGUUGUAGCCAAAAGCAGGUCUGUUUAUGGCUGAUAGGAGAAGGGCCUUGACGCAGCGAGCACUCAAGGUAACGCCAAGUGCUGGGAAUGAUGAGGCCAAGGGCUGGACAGACCCACUGGCAGGAAAGCAUGAGAACUGUAUGGGAGAAGGACACCACUCAAAGAACCACGGACAGCAGUGUCUGAAAGUGGAGUGGCAAGACCCCUGAGAUGCUCAAGCAGAAGCAUGGGAGAGGUAGCCCAAUGAACAGUCAGCAGCUGGGACCCUUCUAUGCAAUAUCGUACUUAUUCUAGGGUAGAAAAAUGGGACCUCAGCCCUUGAAUAAAAGUAACUCGGAUAUAGAUCAGGGUUGGAGGUAUGGGUCAGAUGAGGAGAUUGGUCCUGAUAGGGCUAGGCAGGAGCAACGUUUUACCCUUCUCUGUUUCCCCAGUAACUCGCCACAGUGCCUGUUAUCUAGGGCGAAAUGUUGGAGUUUUUUGGGUUCAAGUUCAGGAGAGGAAUGUCAGAAUCUUGGAGAAUCUGGGUGGGAUAUAGUUAGGAGACCUCAGGAUGCAUCUCAGCACAAGCCAGAGGCAGGUGGAGGGCUUCAUAAAUCAUGCUCUGAAUCAGUCCAUCCUUGCUGAGGGUGAGUUCUUUGUAUGGAAAUGAUGUAGGCUUUCUAUGUUAAGGGAUAGAUCUGAGCCCACUGGAGCCCUGGGCAUUCACCCACCUUAUUUGAGGUCAGAUCACUAGGUCUAGACCCAUGAUCUACCAGAAAACGGAAAGGCCUUACAGAUAGGACAAUGCAAUCAUUGCUGAUACUCCCUGGGAAGUCAUCAUGAAAGGCUGCAAGCAGUCUUAGAAAACUGGAAAUCGGGAUUAUAUUGUCCCAUUUUUCCAAAAUGAGGAACAAGUAAGCUGUGGAAAUUAUACUGUGGGCAAUGUCAAGGUGAUAACUGACAAAAUUUCAUGAUGGGGUAUUAAUCACUUGGUUUGUGAGAAGUUGGAAAAUAAAGAGAUGGCUUGCAAGAGUUGGAAAGGGUCUCCUAAGAACAAGCUUACUGCCCAGUAACCUCCUUAGCUUUUUUGGAUAAGGUAAUUUACUUUGGGGAAAAAUCCAGCAGAUAAAUAGUGUUUCUCAAACUUCCAGGAUUAUAUGAAUUAUUAUUGUUAUUUAUUUUUUUCUGCAGACACCAUGGUAACUUAAGGAACUAUUUUUAUAUCAACAGAUGACCAGGCCUUUCUUGUGGAAAUUCUGACUUUAGAUUCAUGACCUUAGAAUCUGUUUUUCAAAGUGCUCCAGUGAUUAUUCUUAUUAAUAAUUCUGACUUCUGUAUCACCUUUGAAAAGGGCUUCUAUAAAGACCCACAUCUGAGACUAAGCUCUGCUGCUAUGAGCUGGGUGGCCUUGAGGAAGUCACACAAGUGGCCAGGCUUCAGUUUUCUAUUUUAUAAAUAAAUCAAUAAAGAGGUUGAAGCACACUAUGGGAAAUGCAGGCUGCAAGAGAGGAGAGCACCAGACAGGAGCAGUAAUCAUCUAAAUGUCGGGGGUUCUUUUAGAAGGACACAGACCUCUUCUCCAUGGCUGGCUGACUCAAAGGCAACUUGGGAUGAAGAUGCAGUUUGAGAAACUGCUAAUAAAUGGGCCAGAUGACAGAAACCAAAUUCACAAAGAAUCUUGUAGACUGUAUUAAUGUACCAAAACCAAGAAGAGCAAAAAUAGAGGUAAAUAUGAGGCUCCCAUAUAUAAAAGGUUAGAAUUUAUUGUUAGUCUGGAAAAAUGGGAAGACUAGGCAUGUCUAUCUGAAAAUAAUUGAAUGCUUUUUAUUUUCUACGAGCUUAACACGAGCCCAAUGUGUGCUAGAGAAUUUUUUUUUUUGAGGUCAGGGUCUCACUCUAUAGCUUAGACUGAUGUGCAGUGGCACGAUCAUGGCUCACUGCAGCCUUGGCCUCCCAGGCUCAGGUGAUCCUCCUGCCUCAGCCUCUCCAGUAGCUGGGAAUACAGGCACGUGCCACCAUGUCCAGCUAAUUUUUAUAUUUUUUGUAGAGAUGGGGAUUUGAUAUGUUGCCCAGGCUGGUCUUGAACUCCAAGACUUAAGCAAUCCACCUGCCUCAGCCUCUCAAAGUGCUGGGAUUACAGGUGUGAGCCACAGCAGCUGGCCAAGAAUUUUUAAAAAGAAAACAGUCUGAGGCUGCAUUAACAAAAGUUUAAAGUUCAAAUUAGGGGAGGUGAUGGUUUCACUGUUCUUGGGCUGUCAGAUCCUAUCUAGAAUACUGACUUAGUUCUGGAAAUCACAUUUUAAGAUUGAUAAAUUCAGGAAUAUCCAGUAUUCUUAAUGGUAAAUGAAAAGUCUUAGCAACCAUAUCCUGUCAGGAAUAGUUGGCACAACAAGAAUUUUUAGCUUGGAGAAGAAAAGCUGGUGGGGAAACACAUGAUAGCUUUCUAAAUAUAAAAUUAGUCUGUACAGCUGCAGAGGGUAGAGGGAGAAGGAGGAACAGGAAGGAAGGUUUGGGCUCAACAAGAAAGACUUGUUCAUCAGUGGAAUGAAAGCCUUAUAAGUAAUUGCAAAUGACUGUGCCAGAAUGGGAAAGGCAAGGACAGUCACAUAUAUCUUGAAGACCUUAGCAGUAUGUGUGGUUAACAGCUUUAUCUUUUUGGCAGUGAGGAUGGGGCAGGAAUCGUUGGAUAGAGAAAACAGCAUAGACGAACAAGGCUCUAGAAGAGAAAGCACCACUGCUGAGUGGUCAGUCACUGAGGUGGCAUUUGAGAAAGGCCAGGUAGAGUACACAUGCUAACAUUUCAGUUAAAUAACGUCAUAACAAGGCCCAUCAGCAGAGGUGACAUGGCCUCUGGAACCCCAGCAAAGGUCAGGUCACCUGGAGAUGCUUUGAGAGUAUAGAUCCAGAUCAAGGUAGAUCUAGUGGAGGUUUCCAACUGGUGGCCCUUGGGGCAGACUUCACCUCCAGACCUGACUUGUUUGGCUGGUGCAGUGUGUUAAAAAUAAUUGAAUUCGAGCUACUCGUUGAUGAGGCGUGCACACCCCACUCCUGUCCUCACCACUUCCAGCUGUCCUGUAUCCAGCUGGCUCCUCACACUGAUGUUUCCUGCUUAGCCCCUGAAGGUGACUGAUUGUGCAACUUUUGGCUCAGAGUCGUGAGUGAUCUUCAAAUUGGGUAAUGUGUACCUCCGGAGUACACAACGAUUCCAAGGGAAUAUGCAGGUUUCGAUGUUCGUCAAGAAACUGGUUUCUGAAGCUUUAGCAUCUAUGUACUUGUUCCCUUUGAAAGACAGGUCAGCCUGAGAGCAAGUCCGUAGCUGGCUAGUUUCCAAAGUGAUGUUUUAGGAGCAACAGUGCCCUCCUGAGUAGGACAAGUAGUUUUACCAGCUGUCAUCCUGUGGGAUAAGUAGGUGCAGCCUGGCAAAUAGACUCUGUGUUCUGGACCUGAACUUUCUUCACAGACCUUUGGGCUGAAGGUCUUCUACACAGGUGAGUUUGUCGUUCUUGGGCACAGAUCUCUGGAUGAGAGAGCCCCGCUAAGGGGGCUCUCCCUAAAGGGGACUAAGCAGCCAUUGUGGGAUGGACAACCCUGAAGCUCACUUUCAGACACAAGUCACUCAUCAUCCCACUCAGAAUACAUUAAAUAACAGGUUUAUUCGAUGUGGGAACAAUUCCACAAAUUAAAUUCUAGGUCAGUGAGAUGAGAGAAUUUAGGUCUAUGAAAUUUGGGUCUAUGAAAGGCCCAAAAUCAAAUUUAUCAUUUAAGGAAAUUCAAUCUUGAAAAACUAGUAAACCAGCAGGUCAUCUGAAAGGUUAGAAUGACUUUUUUUUGUUGUUGUUCUAAGCACACUGCCUUUUCAUAACCGGUUUCACAACAGGGGAGUACCUUUUGCUUUAAGAUGUCCACUGGUGUCUGAUGGGCUUUUAGCUUCUUGUUUUUAAGAAGCACUUUCCUUCUGAGUUGGUCAGGUGAAGGAAGCAUUGGAUCAUCUGAGAAAUCAGUCUCAAACAAGAAUUUAGCCACCAGCUUUUCUCCAAACACAGUCUAAAAAGAAUUUUAAAAAGCAUACAAUCAAUACCUUUUAUCUAUAAUUGAUAAAUACAUGUAUACUUCAUAAAUAUAGUAGAUAUUUUAGAUUGGUUGAAGUAUUUAAAAAGUCUUAAGAAGAGGAACUAGGAAAGAAGUUGUCCCCUGCUCUGCCCCCUUCACAGUUUCUUACUGAAAGGAAGGGAGGUGAUUAGAAGGACAGGAGGAGAGAUUAAAGCCACUUUGCAGCUGGGGUCAGUUCUAACUAUUUAGGAAAAUAUUCUGAGGUCUGAGGUAUUAAAUAAGAAAACAGAGAACCAGUUAGAGGCUGUACAAUAAGGUUAGUUUUGGGUGAAGUCAAAUCAAAAGGGUAGAAACUUUGGAGGGGACAGGGUGUAGGGACAAAGAUGAGACUUAGGUAGAAUUUGCCCCCACAUAGUGUGAAGAACCACAGACACAAUUCUCACAGAUUUUAGCAUCAAUCUCCAAAGCAGAGUGUGUGUCUCUCCAGGAGGUGGGUGAAGAGAAGGCAGACACAGGGUAAUCUAUUGGGGGAAGGGUAGAAAAUGUGGCAAUUUCUAUUUCUAUUUUUUUUAUUUGGAGACAGGGUCUCACUUUGUCACCCAGGCUGGAGUGCAGUGCCAUGAUCUUGCCUCGCUGCAGCCUCCAGCUCCUGAGCUCAAGCGAUCCUCCUGUCUCAGCCCCUCAAGUAGCGGGGAGUACAGGCUCGUGCCACCUCACUUGGGUAAUUUUUGUAUUUUUCGUAGAGAUGAGGCUUUGCCAUGUUGCCCAGGCUGGUCUCAAACUCCUGAGCUCAAGCAAUCCACCCUCCCCAGCCUCCCAAAGUGCUAGGAUUACAGGUGUGAGCCACUGGGCCUGGCCUUAAGUUAUUUUUUUAAUUGAAAAAAAAAAAAUCAAAGCUUAGGCCAAGACAAUAGAGUUAAUUCGUUUUAUUGGCAUUAAUAUUUGGGGACAUUUUCUUUUGCUAGUGUCCCUCUUCCCACUGACAGCCACAUUUCCACAAAUGCCUCUACCAUUAGAGGAAGCGGGAAGCACAAUGGAAUAUCUGCUCCUAAAUUUGGGUGCAUUAUUCCCUUACAUAAGGAAGGGCUGACUGUUAACACAGCAACUGUGCCGGCCAGUCUAAGCUCUUUGCUAACUUGGAUCCUUGUACUGUGGUAUAAGAUCUUCUCCUACAAGAAGAUUUGACUUAUUUGCCCUGAGAUAUUUUCAGCUUUUCCACAUACAACUGACAGAUGACACCCUGGCAUCCCUGACUUGUGGUACCAGAAAUGUUGGAGAGUUGGUCUAUCGUUUCCUUCUAAGGCUUUCUGGAAAGGGUCAGGAGAACCAGAGAGCAAUGCGUAUAUUAUUCCAGCUGAAAAGAGGGACCAUCCCAGAGAGGGCCCAGGCUGAGAACAGCCCAAUUUCUCAGAUCUGUCGGACCCUAACUGUAUAUGCUUCACGGCCAAGGUCCAACUGUGGUGUGGUCCACAAAGGCCUCGUUUAAUACCCAAUGACAGCCGGGUGUGUGGCUAAUGCCUACAAUCCCAGCACUUCGGGAGGCCAAGGCAGGCAGAUCGCUUGAAGCCAGGCAUUCCAGAGCAGCCUUCCCAACAUGGUGAAACCCUGUCUCUCCUAAAUAUACAAAAAUUAGCCAGGCAUGGGGGUACACAUCAGUAAUCCCAGCUACUUGGGAGGCUGAGGCAGGAGAAUCACUUGAACCUCAGAGGCAGAGGUUGUGGUGAGCUGAGACUGCACCACUGCACUCUAACCCGGGUGAGAGAGUGAGACUCCGUCUCAAAAAAAGCAAAAAACAAAAAACAAUCCAAUGACAAUUGCAAGACAAGGGCCAACACACCAUUCUGCUAACACACCUUCCUGCCUUUUUCUUGAGAGCUCACCUUGAAAAUUUCUGCCAUUUUUCGUUGCUGAGGCAAUGAACAGUGGUUCUCAAUCGAUAUGAUGAUUGGCAGGUCAGAGUUGAUGAAGGCACUGCGAUCAAUGGCUUCAACCACUUCCUAUGAGAGCCAAAACAGCUCAUUAGAGUCCAGAUACUUGUCCAAGGUGGUCAGAAGGCAGGGUGUUUAUAGCCACAGAAAGCAUACAGCACACUCUGGUCAAAGGUGGUUUUUAUAUUUUCAAAUGAAUCAUGAGGAUAAGGCUAUUUUGUAGAAAGACAUUAAACUGUUUAUAAUGAGUAUUGUUCACAUACUAUAAAGAACAACUAUCAUAUUGAAUUUAACAAAUCUAUCUAUAUACAUAUACUCUCUCUCUACAUAUGGAGUAUAUUGCAGGUAAAAGAUUCUCUCUUAUUUAUAGCAGCAAACAUAAGCACAAAAUACUUUCCUGCUUAUAAAGAGUUUAUAACUUAUUUGAGGCAGUAUGACAUAUAUCACAUAUAUUUAUGUGUCUAUGUAAACAGUUAUUAACUCAUCCCCUGACCAAUAUAGCACAUAGGAGUUUUAGGAGUGCUAAAUAGGAAACCAAGUUAAGGAGAAAAUGCAUUUUAGCCACUAUUUCUAUAUAGGAAAUAAAAAUAAUAUUCCUUCACAGCCUGGCCACAGUUCAGAGAAAAAUUAUGUUUACACAGCCUAAGACCUUCUGAAUGAACACAGUAAUUUCAUAACUGAAUAAGCUACCCAGAAUUUCAAACACAAAUCCAAUGAGAUCAGUCUUCCUGGGUGACCAGUCUUCUCAGGUGGAACUGAUGCUCAUCAUAGUAUAAUACUAACUAUUUAACCAUCUCCUAACUCUUGGCAUUGGCCUUUGUCAGCAUUAUACCAGGACAAAUGACCGUUAAUUUCUAUAGCAGAAUAUACUCUACCUUUUAUAUCAUCAUAUUAUGUAAAAAUUGCAAUAAUAUUAUUACAUGCUAACUAAUAUAAAGUAAUGGCUACUAACUGUGGUUGAAUGGGGAAUCUAAUGAGAGUUCUAGAUUAACUCCAGAAACAUGAACAUGUAUUCUACAUGAUACAGCAAACACUUUUGGGAAGCCUUCAUUUAGACCCAGCAUAAAGACCUUUGACCUAAGGUGUAAUUUGGUCGAGUCACUGAUUUAAAUGAUGAAUGAAGGCCAGGUGUGGUGGCUCAUGCCUGUAAUCCUAGCAGUUUGGGAGGCUGAGGUGGGCGGAUCACUUGAGGUCAGGGGUUUGAGACCAGCCUGACCAACAUGGUGAAACCCUGUCUCUACUAGAAAUACAAAAAUUGGUUGGGCUUGAUGACAUGCGCCUGUAAUCCCAGUUACUUGGGAGGCUGAGGCAGGAGAAUCGCUUUAACCAGGGAGGUGGAGGUUGCAGUGAGCCAAAAUGGCCACUGCACUCCAGCCUGGAUAACUGAGAGAGAUCCCAUCUCAAAAAAAAAAAAAAAAAAAAAAAAGACAAAUGGAGAUAAUGUCUCUUUGUGAUUUGAUUUAAAGAAAGUUAUGAAGCAUUACCUUGAAGGGGAUCUUGGUUGUCAGUGUAUGUCCAUGAUAAAUGAUGGGCAUCCCAUCAUCUCCAUCCCAGCAGUCCAAUUCUACACUUCUACAGCCUUGCAAGAGGACCUGUGUGAUCAAUGAGAAUCCACCCCAGGUGAGCACCUGGAGAUAAAGCCUCAAACUAAACCCAGCAUAUAGUUAUACCUAUCAGUCAGUGUUCACACUCAGGACUAGAGCAGAAGGGCAUAUGGUCUAAAACAAACAAUACAUUUUUGCCAAUGGCCACAAUUAAUCUGGAGUGGGGAAGGAAGGGAACAGACUAAGGAAGGAAGAGUGUUUACCAGAGCUGAAUGCUAAAGGAAAGUAAAAUUUGAUAGCAAAACCAUAUGGCCAUUUUCUUAGCAACUUUGACCCCUGAAAUGGCACGUCUUGAAAUUAGAGAACCAGGCAAAUGUUCUAUCUGGGCAGACAUCCAUGGAGGUGAAAAUGCUGAUGCUACAGCCCAGGGAAAGUAAGGCCACUGAAUCCUUAAUGAACUGGCUAAACAUUUAUAGGAAGUCAAUCAGGAUAAAAUCGCCUCCUUUAAGACCCAAAUUAAGCUAUGAUUAAACAUAUUUGCUGUGAAUGUGUAGCAUGUAAGAAGAGUAGAAGCAAAGAGUUAUCAAAAAUUUGCCUGGCUGUCUAAUUCCAGAUCAGCAACUAGAGCAAAGAUGGCAAAUAAUCCAUAAACGAUUCCUUUCUCUCAUACGCACAGCAGACAUCAAUAAUCAAGGUAGGCACACUUGCUCUCUAAGCUUUAAAAUAUGUUAGCUUACAACCUCUUUAUCAAAGUGCUCCAGAAAACACGACCAAAGAAUCAGAUGAGUUGAUACCUAUUUGGUAUCCUGGAUCUCAAGUGGGAAGCAGAGCUCAAUACAAGUGCUUGGGUUGCAACUUUGCACAGUUUGCUGGAAGCAGCCUCUUCCUCCAUAGAUCUAUCUGUACAUCAUCUUAAAAAACUACCACAUACUGGAAUGGUGACCCAAGCCAAGAGGUUUGGGUCUACCUACUGAUUUUAGAAUGCACAUAACUAUUUCUAUGUGACAGCAAUCCAUUAUUACUGGGGCUUAGUAGCCACUAGAGUUUCUGAAACUAAGCUCAGAUAGUGGAAUGAUUCUCAUUUUAACACAGUAUGAGAUAUGCGCUAUAUUUUUCCUAUUUGACAGCAUAGUUGGUGGCCUAGAAUCCCAAGGCUAGCUAACUGCUUCUUUCAGCAGCUGGAGUAUCUAAAGGUGCAGUGCCUUGGGCUGGAAACUGCUAUGUAAAAUGGCGGCUGCAACACCAACCUGCUUAUCUCUGUGGUGCCCCUGCCAGACUGGGAAUAAUGUUCAGCAAGUGGCGACAGAUGAGAUGGCUUUUCAGCAUGAAAAAACUAAAGGUCUUCACUAAAGUCUACAUGACCUUAGACCUCCACAUAUGGCUAGAAGAGGAAAACCUGGGCUGGAAAUUCUAGAUGAGAAGAGCAGGGCUUAUUCUCACUUCCCAUCUGCCCCACGGAGAAAUGUUAAGAGGUAAUUAGGAAGGGCCAAGGAAGCGUGGAGAGGGUUAGAAAUGAAGUGAGAGGGAUCUAAAUCUGUCUGCACAGUAGGUUUAAUCACAUCUGUGAGUCUGUUUGAGGGGUUCUUGUGCCUUAUUCAAAAGCUGUAAUAAUUUCUCUUUAGGGUGUGAUGUUAAGAGGUUUAAAAACUCUUCAAAGUCAAACAGAGAAAUGAAGUAGGAAUUAAAGCCAGGACACUGGUCCUUGUUUAUUUUCCCGGGAGAAAUAGGCAUACGCACAAGUACAUAUACAUAGAUAGGUAUACAUGCACUAACAUAUAUAUGUACAAACAUAUAUAUGUAUAUACCUAUGUAUGUGUGUAUAUGAAAUAUAUAUCUGUAUUUAUAUGUGUAUUUCAUUUCUUUCCUAAAGAAUAAUGGAUUUCAAACUUAAACUUUGGCAUCCUGUGUGCAAAUGGAGAGACAAUAUGUAAAGUGUGUGUAAGAGUAGUACAUUAGCUGAAGCAGGGGAGCAUAUGGCACCUGUCCUACUCUCUUGCUUCCUCAUUUCAGUGUCGGGGGCUGAGGCCCCGUGACAGAACUUCUGUUUUGAAAAUCACUACUCUAAGGACACAUCUUCUUUCAUAAUAAAAGUCCCUUAGAGAAUACAGUUUAAAAUGUAUAUUCCGUGCUAAACAAGCUUUGGGACAAAACACUGCCCCAUGCUUUGAGGAAUAUCUGGACUAAUCUGGGAGAACAAAGGAAACUCAUUGUUGCUGGGGUUGUGUAAACCAUCCAACUGUGAUUUCCAAACUUGGACCCACAUAUGCACACAAUGACACACUUAUAUUCCCUGGACCCAGCCUAGCUCCAAUCAAUUGAUCCUUCUUGAAAGAGUUCAGAAAACAGGCAGAAUAGACGAGGAAGCUGCCCACAGUAUAGCAGACAGGCAAUGGACAUGCAGAUCAUUGCACGUUGGAUGUUUAGGUUAAAAGGAUGUACUUUUUCUAGUUUAAAGAGCCUGCUGAGUUUCAAAGAACAUUCUCAUGAAUGUGUAGAGACAGGGCCCACACGUGCAGAUUUUUUUCUUGUUUUUGGUUACCAUAUGGAUAGAUUAAUUAUUUAACAAACUGAAAAGCAAAACAAACAAUAUUUUGGGAAUAACUACAUAGAAAGUUGCAUUUUCUACUAUGCUUUCCCACUACAAUAUAUUGAUUUAUUUAGCAUCUAGAGAAACGAUUAGAUAAUUUUCCCAUGGGAAAAUCUAAUUUUAGUGGGAGUAGGUCAGACUAACUAGGAUCUAAAAGCUAUGAUUCUCAAACAAACAUUUUUAUUUUGGCCUAGAAUAAAGGUUAAGUAUAGAUGGGGGAAAACAAAACAAAAAGCAGAAGGAAAACAACUGCUGUAUGUAUAGCCUGUUUCCCACACAUCAUGGUUCCUCACUUUUGACAUGCAAUAGUUUAUAAGAUCUUCAAAGGAGUCUGGGGUCAGGUUUUUGUGACUUUGGGGGUUACGUAAAUAAUUAGGUUUAAUAAAAACCACAUUCCAAGUGGCAUUCCCUGUACCUGGCUAUAGAGUUCCACCGAGGAUUCUCCUUUGAGCUGAUGGCCUGUGAGGUAGGUAUUGUGUGAAGAUUCAAUGUAAUAGUAUGAGAGGGGUAGCUGCAGUUCUUUGACGUUCUCCUGUGACUCUUCAUUUUUUGAGGCAAAAUUUUCUUUAUCCAUCAGAAACCUAGAUGAAACAAAUUUUCUUAAGACCACAUGGGAAAAAUGUAUACUACUUUUAAAAGACGGGCAAAAGAUAUUUUAAAAGUUACCUUGCAAACCCUUCAAAUGACAUUAGUCCCUGAUGACACAUACUGAUGCUAGGCUCAAACUUCUGCAAGGAAUUAAAAAAAAAAGUUUUACUUAGGUUAAGGAAACUAAGCGGGGAAAGAAACCACCACAUCAUUUUUUAAAGCUGUUCUGUUUUCAUCAGGAAACAUCUAAACCAAAUAUUUGAACUAAUUUAGCAAUGUAGUGGUAAGAAGUAGUUUUUAGUCCAAAAGAAAAUAUUUAUUAGAUGUGAGUUUAUUAUACUAAGAAUAUUUAUUUAAUAGAAAAAAGGGAAGAAUGAGAAAAGAACAAGGCAGAUUUAUAUGGAAACAAAGUGUAUCAGUUUAUCCAGGUGAAAACGAGGAUAAUAGCUACCAUAAAGCUGGUGAGAGGCGAACUGAGAUGAUUCACAUAGAGCACUUGGUGCCAUGCCUGCAUUUAGUUAUGUUAUAAUGAGCACUCAACAGCAUGACAGUCAUCUCAGGAUUUUAGCAUUUUCAGUGAUGAAAUCCAACUGCUGCACAAUGAAUACACAGAUACCCAGUCAGGUGAUAAGGGAGGUUGAAACCUAAUUUGUUGCACGCAUCCACAAUGAACACUGUCCCCACUCCUCUCUGCUGCCACCUUGUAGUCUAAACCUUCACCAGCUAUUGCUGGUUACUGUGAUAGCUUCCUCAGUAGUUUCUCUGUAUCUAUUCCUUCACCAGCACAGUUUGAAAUGGGACCAGAGUAACCACUUAAAAAAGUUUUUAAGAGACAGGGUCCUUAAAAAAAAAAAAAGGACUAUACUGUCCAGGCUGUCCUCGAACUCCUGGGCUCAGGCCAUCCUCCUGCCUGAGCUUCCUGACUACAGGUUUGUGUCACCAUGUCUGGCUCAGAGUAACCUCUUAAAAAAUAAAUCAAAUCACAUUACUCCUCUGCUCAGAAGAGUCCAGUGGUAUCCCAUUUCACCUAUUUUACAUGGCCUAAAGCCAACCUCCUUCUCAUGCUCUACAAGGCCCGGAUGAUUGGGCCCUUGCACGUCUGUCUGACACUGUGCCUGCCACUCUGCCUGGCUUGUGCAGCUCACAGUCCGUCAGCUUUCUGUGGUUCCUCAUAAACCCCCAGCUUUCUGCUGCCGUGGUCUUUGAGCCUGGGGCUCCCUGUGGGGAGUGCUCUUUCCUGAGACCUUCAAGUUGGUUAUUCACUUAGGGCUCAGUCCAAAAUGCCGCCUCUUCUAAGUGGCCUUUGCUUACUCUCAGCCCUCCUGUAUCAUUCCUUUCCCUUAUUUGACUUAGUUUUUCCCCCACCCCAUUAGUACCUGAAAUUACAUCAUAUCUUUGUUUGUUGUCUGCCUCACCCUUUAGAAUAUAAGCUGCAUCGAGGGCCAGAACUUUUAUCUUAUUCUCUGCUAUAUUUCCACCUCCUAAAACGGAACCAGCAGAGUAGGAACUAGUACAUAUUCAUUAAAUGACUAGUGAGGUUGAAAACCUAGACUAAAUCUAUUGCAUGUUCUAGAACAAGUAAAAAUUAUGUACCAACUCCUUGUAAUAGCUACUAAGUUAGAGAAGGCUGGGGCCUACGUUAAUUAUAUUUUAGAGGAGAACACUUACAUACUUGUUUUUGUUUGUGUUUUGCUCUGUUGCCCAGACUGGUGUGCGGUGGUGCAAUCUCAGCUCACUGCAACCUCUGCCUUCUGGGUUCAAGCAAUUCUCAUGUCUCAGCCUCUCAAAUAGCUGGAAUUACAGGUCUAUGCCACCAUGCCCGGCUGAUUUUUUUUUUUUUUUUUUUUGAGAUAGGGUCUCGAUCUGUUGCCCAGGCUGGAGUGCAGUGGCACAAUCUAGGCUCACUGCAGCCUCCACCUCCUGGGUUCCAGCGAUUCUCCUGCCUCACCCUCCUGGGCAGCUGGGAUUACAGGUAUGCGCCACCACACCUGGAUAAUUUUUGUGUUUUUAGUAGAGACAGGGUUUCACCAUUUUGGCCAGGCUGAUCUUGAACUCCUGACCUCAGGUGAUCCACCUGCCUCAGCCUCUCAAACUGUUAGGAUUACAGGUGUUAGCCACCAUGCCCAGCCCCGGCUGACUUUGUAUUUUUAGUAGAGCCGGGGUUUCAUCAUGUUGGCCAGGCUGGUCUCAAACUUCUGGCCUCAAGUGAUCCGCCAGCCUCAGCCUCCCAAAGUAAUGGGAUUAUAGGCAUGAACCACCACACCCAGCCUUACUUGGCAUUUUGUUAAAAACAAAACCAAACUAAACUAUUUCUGCCCCAGAUUUAAAAGCUUUGGAAAGAAGUAUAGAAAGAGUAAAUAUUUAGCAGCAAAGUAUUAGAAUAGCCAGAGGCAUCACACAUACACGCACACACAGAACAGGCACAAACCUGGAUGAUGCUGAGGAUUUCAUCAUAAGUGCAGUGCUCUCCUUGGCAAUUCACGAGGAAAUCGUUGAGCUGAAGUAUGCCCACCCCGAAAAUGCCCAGAGAUGUGCUCUCGAUCCCAGUGCCAUUUGUCACGAUGCUUGCAGCAGCAAUGGCAUCAGAUAUCUGCCUCUGGUUGUCCGACAGCUGCUGUUUACUCUUAAUGAACAACCCCAAAUCCGAAACAUUUCUGGUCAACAGAUCUGAAACAGAACCACCGCAGUACAUGGACAAGAUAGCUAGCAUCUUUCACUAAGUUUGUUUUGGAGAUAAUGGUGUGGAGUUAUUAAAAUGAAGAAGCCCUUUACUAAUGUAUCUAAACAAGCCAUCAAAUCAAUGUUUAUUCCUGGCUUCACACAGUGAUAGGAAUAAAAAACAAAUCCAUGAAUAAACAAAGGAAACUAAGGGCUGGGCAUGGUGGCUCACGCCUGUAAUCCCAGCACUUUGGGAGGCAGAGGCAGGUGGAUCACCUGAGGUCUGGAGCUCAGGACUAGCCUGGCCAACAUGGUGAAUCCCCAUUUCUACUAGAAAUAAAAAAAUUAGCCAGGCAUGGUGGUGUGCACCUGUUGUCCCAGCUAGCUGGGAGGCUGAGGCAAUGAGAAUUGCUUGAACCUGGGAGGCAGAGGUUGCAGUGAGCUGAGAAUGUGCCACUGCACUCUAGACUGGGCAAUAGAGUGAGACUCUGUCUCAAGAAAAAAAAAAGGAAAUGAAGACAGAGCUAGGUUAAUGAUCUUGAUAUCCCACGUGGCUUUGGCAUUACAUGGCAACUAAACAUAGAUUCAACUGGGAGCAUCAGGCCAAAUUCACGCUUUGGUUUUGGGAGUAACUACUUCUACAUUUCUAUGUUCGUAGAAACUGAAGAUGUACCCUUAAAAUCACAGUUUUACUGUAAUUUAGAAGUGUAACUAUAAACAUUUGUGUGCAGAUUUCUGUGUGAACAUAAAUUUUCAACUUGUUUGGGUAAAUACCAAGUAGUGCAAUUGCUGGUCACAUGGAUAGAAUAUGUUUAGCUUAGUAAGAACUGCCACACUGUCUUCCAAAGUGGUUGUACCAUUUUACAUUCCCACCUGCAGUGUACCAAUUGCUUCACAUUCACACCAACUUUUGUAUGGCCAUUUUAAUUUGAGCCACUUUGGAAGACAGUCUUGCAGUUUCUUAUGGAGCUAAAUAUAGGCUUACCAUAUGAUCUAGCAAUUGCACUCUUCAAUAUUUACCCAAAUGAUGGAAAAACUUAUGCCUACCCAGAAACCUGCAUACAAAUGUUCAUAGCAGCUUUAUUCAUAAUUGCUAAAACUUGGAGGCAACCAAGAUAUACCUCAGUAGGUGAAUGGGUAAACAAACUGUAGUACCUCCACAAAAUGGAAUAUUAUCCAAGGUAAAAAGAAAUGGGCUAUCAAGCUGCAAAAACCCACGGAGGAAGGAAACUUAAAUGCAUAUUGUUAAGUGAAAGGCGCCAGUCUGAAAACUCUAUAUACUACACGACUCCAACUAUAUGUUAUUCUGGAAAAGGCAAACUAUGGAGAUAAAAAGAGCAGUGGUUGCCAGGGAUUUGGCAGGAGGAAGUGGGGGAUGGAAAAGUGGAGCACAAGGAACUUUCAGGGCAGUGAAACUAUUCUGUAUGAUACUGUAAUGGUGAACACGUCAUUACACAUUUGUCAAAACCUGUAGAGUGCACAACACAAAGAGUGAAUCCUAAUGUAAACUGUGGACUUCCAUUCAUCAUAAUGGAUCAAUGUUAACUCAUUUGUAUCAAAUGUACCACACUAAUGCCAGCUAUUACUAACAGAAGGAAGUGUGUGGGAGAGUGGAAGAUGGUAUAUGGGAACUCUGUACUUUCCACUCAUUUUCCCAUAAACUUAAAAUUGCUCCAGAAAUAAAGUCUAGGUCAGGCACAGAGGCUCAUGCCUAAAAUCCCUACACUAUGGGAAGUUGAGGCAGGAGGACUGCUUGAGGCCAGGACUUUGAGAGCAGCCUGAUCAACAGAGCAAGACCCCGUCUCUACAAAAAAAUUACAUAAACAAAAAGUCUAAUAAUUUUUGAAAAAUGCAACUAUUUGACUAAUCCAUAGUUAUGCAGAUUUUAUGACUAAAGUUGAACAAUAGUUAAUAGUCUUAGCUCAAGGACGACAUAAGCUUAUAGAUAAUUAUGAAGCAACUACAUAAAAGAGGAAAGUUUUUUUGUUUUUGCUGUUUCUGUUUAUAGUUUCCAGCAAGAACAGAGGAGGAAAAUUACAGGCUUAAAAUACAUGAGGAGACUACUGCCCUGUGAUUGAGCACCCACCCGUCUGUAGGUAGGGAAGAGACUGUGGGUUCUCCACUGUGACACAUACCACAUACCUAGCAGGCAUUUGGAAAUGGUCAGUGAUAUGGUUUGGCUGUGUUCCCACCGAAAUCUCAUCUUGAAUUGCAGCUCCCACAAUUCCCACGUGUUGUGGGAGGGACCUGGUGGGAGGUAAUUGAAUUAUGGGGGCAGGUCUUUCUCAUGCAAAAAUGUUCUCAUGAUAGUGAAUAAGUCUCAUGAGAGCAGAUGGUUUUAUAAAGGGGAGCAUGCCCUGCACAACCUCUCUUCUCUUGUCUACUGCCACGUGAGGCAUGCCUUUCACCUUCUGCCAUGAUUGUGAGGCCUCCCCAGCCAUGUGGAACGGUGGGCCCAUUAAACUUCUUUUUCCUUAUAAAUUACCCAGUCUUGUCUAUGUCUUUAUCAGCAGCAUGAAAAUGGACUAACACAGUUGAGAAAGGAUUUUUGGUUGUCAGAAUGACUGGAGAGCUUUAUUGGUUAAAUAUCCUGGAAUACAUGGGCAGAACCACACAGUGAUGAAUUUCUUUGCUCAAAAUGUCAGUGGCAUCUGGUCCCAUGACACCAGAUGACACCUUGAAACAAUUACCUAAGUGUUUCCCUACAUGGCAGUAAUAGCGCAUGUGGGACAGGCUCAGAGUUUGUGUGAUUGGACCUCUGACCUUAAGUUUUAGACAGAAAGGUCCCAAAGGGAAUUCCUAAAAUGUUCAACAAACCUAGGUCAGGCUGAAGAUCGCUGGUGUUUUCAUCAAUUGUGAGGUUGGUGUAGAGUGGGGCUGACUCAGAGCCGGAUCGGUUGCAGGGCACCGCAUAGACAUCAAACAGAUCCUUCAGGUCCUUGCGGCUCCGGACACUGAAUGAGGAAUAAAGACAACUCACAUUGAGUAUCUUUAUAGAAACGGGGGGCCUAAGAAAGAAUAAGAAGGAAACGUACACUGUACCUGAAUGAUUUGAACAGCUCAACAAAUUCAACAAAACUCAUGUUGCUGUCUGAAACCAUGAAGCUCUGAAAUCCCUUCAUGCCGCCUUUGAUCCGCCCAUGCCAGCUACUACUGCUCCAAGCACUGCAACAAAGACAAGGCCUUCAUGGGCACAAUGGCAGGCCACCGCUGUGAUUCUGUCCAACCAAGCUUCUCCAAUUAGCAAUACGAGCCAAACGGUGAGUGCAAGUUAUUUAAGGUUGAAGCUAUUUUCCAGUACUCUUUUUACUUCUCCUAAUCUAUAUCGUAUUGCAGGAAAUAAAAUAUGUUGUAUAAGAAAAAGAAGAGAUGUUUCUAGUCUAUUUAAUAAGGUCCCAGGGCUGAGGUUAAUAUUUCUCUAUUAAUCAAAAUAGUCCUUUGAAAUUGCAGAUCAAUGGGCAAAAUAACUCAGUGUUUCCGAAGAUGUCUUUUUUAAAAGAGCCCCAAAUGACCACUCUUAAUCUGUGGAGAAUAAUGCAUGUUCUUUUCUGCAUGCUAAGUUAUAGAAACACAUUUAAGAAGAAAGUUUUGAGUGUAUCUAUGUCUCGUCUGAUUCCUUUCCUAAUCAGUUCUUAGAUGAAAACAGAGAAGAGCUUUUAAAGAUUAAU